AUGGAGUCCUCAUACCUGGCCCUGGUUAUUUUCCCUAACUUGUCCCCCCCCAAAAACAGAAAUAGGGUGGGGGCUAAGGAGGUGUCCUUAGUGUUCCCUAGAAGAGGAUGAGUCAUCAGUGGGGGACUGCCUCAUGCCAGGAAACAUGCCCUAGCUCCUACCCCAGGAGGCUGGGGGAGAUAAAUGGGUCCUGAAGUGGAGUAAAGGGUCAGGUCGCAGGAGAGCGUUGGCGGGCCCCAGCAGCUGCAGCAUCCCCAGGCUUCCCGGAGGAAGCUGUCAGCGGUAUGACCAGCACUGGCUCGGGAUGAGAAGAGUCUGGAGUUGAGUGGUACUGGGGUUUGGCCUUACAGCAUGAUGGCCAGGUGGGCACUGGUGCUGCUCAUGGUCCCGACAUUGGGUAGGGUCCUAUUUGUCUCAGGGACCGCUACCCCCACCUUCCGACUCCUCUCUCAGAACGAUCCGGAGACUCUUUCCUACUCUGUGGCCUUGGAGAGUCACUCAGCUACCACCCCAGGGCCCUCGGCUUCCUGGAGCUACUCCAAAGCUAACCCUCAUCCGGACACGCGCAUCACACUCUCCUUGGACGUCCCCAUCGGCCUCUUACGGAUCUUACUGGAGCAAGCCCGGACCAAGGCUGCCAGGGAUCAGGCUGCCACUAACGCCCAAAUACUAGCUCGUGUUGGCCGCCGCUGAGACGAGGGAGGGGGUCAUAAAGAUGGGGUGACCCUGGAUGGAAAGUUCUGGAGGACAGCAACAAAGCUGGACAGUACUACAUCUAGGCAGAACACACACCCAGGCUUUACCAUAGUGGGCCGCUGCCAUGACCUCUGAGCGUCCACAGUAUGUUUAGACAGCCUGACCAUGUACCACGCUUUUGUACCCUUCGUACUUCCAUAUGUUUGGGUAUCUUGAACACUGGCAUGUAUGUUUGCUACAUGGAAUCUUGUCAUGCCUGGCUAUGCCUGGCAGUCACAGAGCAUCAAGAUACCGCCAUGUGAGCGCCAUCAUUAAAUGUUAAGGAGAGGACCCCAGUGCUGCAUCCGACAUCCAUCUAAGGCCCCAGGCCUGGGCCCCACCUGAGGCCAAUGCAGCAGAGUGCUGGCGAGGGCCAUAUGGUUGUUUUGUGUUUCUGCUUUUAAAGACAGUCUCACAGUGCAGCGACCUUGCAUGUCCUAGAACUUGCUAUGUACCAGGCUGGUCUCAGACUUGUAGCAGUCCUUCCGCCUCUGCCUCCGGAGUGUUAGGAUU
This is a messenger RNA of Peromyscus leucopus (white-footed mouse), 1248 nucleotides long. RefSeq names its product urocortin 2 (gene Ucn2). Gene Ontology annotation, cellular component: extracellular region. Gene Ontology annotation, molecular function: hormone activity; corticotropin-releasing hormone receptor 2 binding. Lineage: Eukaryota; Metazoa; Chordata; Mammalia; Rodentia; Cricetidae. The coding region runs from base 352 to 693 and encodes 113 amino acids. The transcript is spliced from 2 exons. The record is from RefSeq and is a predicted model, not a curated record. Gene Ontology annotation, biological process: digestion; adenylate cyclase-activating G protein-coupled receptor signaling pathway; hormone-mediated signaling pathway.